CCAUAUUGGAGUCGGGUCGGUUCGGUUCGGAUCCUGUCAGUAGAGGGGAGCUGGAGCUGGGGACGUCUCGCAGCUUCUCCCCCCUCCCUCGUCUACACAGACACAGCGCCAUCAUCCUCCCUCCCUCCCUCCACCUGACCCUCGCCUCUGCUCCAAGAGAGAGGGGGUUAAAGAGAAAGGGAGAGGGAGACGGUCCCCACCCCCCAGCCCGGACAGACAGACAGACGGACAGACGAGCCGCCAGCCCGGCAACCACCCGCCCUCCCUCCCUCCCUCUCCCCCCCGGCCAGCGGCCUCCUCUCCCCUCCCCUCCGCCCGACAUGAGUCCGGCCGAUGCCAAGCGGGCCAAGCGCAGGAAGAACAAGCGGGGCGGCGGUGGCGGCAAGACGGUGAGCCGGCAGCAGAAAGCCCUGGCGCCGCCGAGCAGCGGCGGGGCCAACGGCACCUUACACGGGGAGGUUUCCAUAAAUGGCACACAACUUUCAGAUGGGUCUGUGGGAUCAGAGUUCACAGGGGCCCCUCAGACACCCUUCACCUUUGGACUGGGUCAGAGGGCACCGUACUCAACCGGGGAACGAUGUCUUCUAUGUCGAAGUGAACGCAAAGACUCUUCACUUUCUGAGAGUGGGAUUACAAACCCAAACAAAAUGGCACUUUCUACAUCUCCAAAAACAAACAGCAUAUUGCACCUUCCGCUUUGGGUGUGUCCGGACUGCAGGCGUACUGUUGAAAAGGAUGAUCGGCAGGUUUCACUGGAGCAGUCAUUGGUGAAUCAAGACUUCUUAUUGCAUAUGCCAAUGGCUAAUAAUGGAGCACCCCAGGACUCGAUAGGUGGAAGACUGGCUGUUGGAGCUCAAUCAGUACCUGGUACAGAUGUCAAUGCCCCUGCAACUUCAGAUAUAGCUUGCAACUGUGAGGCAUGCAAUGAGCGCAGAGAAAUAUCAGCAGAGAAUGAGCGAGAAUCUCAGCAGCUUCAGCAUUACUGGUCAGAGGUACGUUACAUGGUUCGAUGUAUUUAUCGCCAAGCCGGGACGCCGUUGGCUGAUGAUCAGGACCAGUCACUGGUUCCAGACAAGGAAGGAAUGAAAGAAUUGGUAGACAGGUUAUGUGAACGUGACCCCUACCAGUUGUACCAACGUUUGGAGCAACAGGCUAGGGAAUACGUUCUGGAAAUGAAGGUACGCUUGCUUCGACAUCUGUCACUGGGAUCCAAAGUAACCACAGUGGUGCAGGGCCCACUGCAGGCUCAUCAGUUCAUCUCACUCUUGUUGGAGGAAUACAGUGCACUCUGUCAAGCUGCUCGCACAAUCAGCACCUUCCUCACCACGCUGGAAAGUGAACAUUUGAAGAAAUUCCAAGUGACGUGGGAACUUCAUAAUAAGCACCUAUUUGAAAACUUGGUAUUCUCUGAGUCACUUCUGCAAAGUAGCCUACCAUCACUCGUAGCACAACUACGGCUUGGUACAGCAUCUCACGACACGUACAGUGAGGACAUGUAUAGUACAUUACUACAACGGUACCUCCAGAUGGACCAGGACAUGAGACGAGUUGCAGCAGAGUGGCUAGAAUGCCAGAAACGAAUAGAUGACUAUGUGGAUGAACAGAUGGCAAUGAAAACCAAACAACGCAUGCUAAAGGAUGAUUGGGAGUUCUUCAAACAGCGCCGGUUAUUAGAAGAACAGCUUACAAACAGCAAGAAAGCACUAACUGGAGAAAAUAAUUUCACAGAUACAAUGAGGCAUAUGCUAUCAUCGCGACUCAGCAUGCCUGAUUGUCCCAACUGUAACUACAGACGCAGGUGUACCUGUGAUGACUGCAGCCUCUCUCAUAUACUCACAUGUGGCAUCAUGGAUUCACCCAUUCCUGACGAUCUUUCCAUCAACACGUUACCAUUGCAAGUAGAAGCGGCGCCAGAUUACCUCACGGAAAUCUGUCCGCCCAGCAUGUCAUCUGCAAGCUCGGGGUCGGGUUCGAGUUCACCCAUCACCAUUCAGCAACAUCCACGGCUCAUUCUUGCUGAUAGCAACGCAGCUCACACUUUUGGCAGUGACGAUGAAGACGUGACUCCUUUAUCAGCAAAAUUUGCUGACAUAUACCCACUUACCAGCUACGAUGAUGCAGAAGUUGUCGCCAACAUGAAUGGCAUCCACGGCGAACUCAAUGGUGGGGGUGAAAACAUGGCAUUAAAGGAUGAGUCUCCCCAGGUAAGCAGCACCAGCAGCAGCUCUUCAGAGGUUGACGAUGAAGAUGGUGAUGAUGGAGAGAGCAGCAGUGAACCCCCUGUGUCGCAUACGGAGGAAAUGCCUGGAAAGAGAGGGGCCAGAAAGGAAGCAGUGAGGGACAGUCCACCACCGUCCUAUCCCAGUCAGCAGGCUGACCAGGUCCAGAACGUUUGUGAAUGCCACGUCUGCAAGCAAGAAGCCUCUGGCCUGAGUACAUCUGCUCUUGCAUCCGGGCGCCUUCCCAGCGGCCACCAGUUUUUACCCACGGAGAAGCCUUCGCAUCCCGCUCUUCACCUCUACCCGCACAUCCAUGGGCAUUUACCACUGCACACCAUCCCUCACCUGCCUCGGCCUCUCCUCCAUCCUACCCUGUACGCAACAACUCCUCCAUUCACGCACAACAAGACUCUCCAGUCAGCACCACCUCCCAGUCACACAGGCAAAAAUCAGGUUUUCAGCGCAUCUCUCCAGGACCACAUCUACCAGAGCUGUUUCGGCAGCACUGACUGGAACAACCCACUCCUCACGUCCCACAAAUUGGCAAGUCUCUGGGGAUCGGAACUAAUAAAUGGCGAUAAACCAUGGAAUCCUGCUGCUUUCCUUCCAGAAACGCUAUCUGGUGACAUUUUGCGGUCACCACUCCCAGAGAUUAGGCCAGAAGCACUUCCCCCUACAACCAGUACUGACACCGUUGUCAUGGACACCAAGGAGAAAAAACCUGCAGCAAGGAAAAAAUGUCUCUACAAUCCCCCCACUGCCAUGGAAACCAACAAAGUCAUCAUGGCAACCUCCUCAGCCACAUCUUCUGUCUCAUCUACAGCCACUACUGUGCAAUCUAGUUCCAAUCAGUUUAAGGUUUCAUCAAAAAGACCUACAUCACUAGGUGAGGUGUUCCACAAUUUAGGUAAAGAAGAUCACAGACAUCCCACACCAGUCGCACCUAGGAACAGCCCCACAGGUUUAACAUCUCUUCCAUCUCUCACGCCCACGCCGCUGUCCCCUGCCUCUGCACCUCACAUGCCUAACCUUGUGACUUCACCUUUUCCAAAGACAGCUUCAACUGCCCCAGGUUUUAUCGAUCCCCAUUCUGGGCUCUGUCCAACCUCCACUGCACCCCCUGCAGUUACUGCAGAAAGUUCAGUGAGUGCAUCAGCCAGCGUAUGCAGUGACCCUGACUGCGAAGGACACCCGUGUGCGAGUGGCAAUGUGUACGAUCAUCAGCAGUUUGAUGGUGAAGAGAGUCAGGACGAAGAUAGCUGCUCAGAACACAGCUCUAGUACCUCAACGUCAACCAACCAGAAGGAAGGAAAAUACUGUGACUGCUGCUACUGUGAAUUCUUUGGUCAUGGCGGGCCACCUGCCGCACCAACGAGUAGGAACUAUGCAGAGAUGCGGGAGAAGCUCCGCCUACGGCUCACCAAGCGCAAGGAGGAGCAGCCAAAGAAAGCAGACCCCAUCCUCGAGAAAGAGCAGAUAGUAGACCAUAGAAAAGUGGAAGACCUAUUACAGUUUAUAAACAGCACAGAAUCAAAACCAGUCAGCAGCUCGAGGGCAGCUAAACGGGCACGGCACAAGCAGCGAAAGCAGGAAGAGAAGGCUCGUCUCGAGGCCGAGGCCCGUGAGAGAGAACAGUUGCAACUGCUGGAAGAGCAGAGGCAGCAGGAAGAGGAGGAGCGAAUAAAACAAGAGUUGCAACGGCUUCAAGAGCUGCAGCAAAUCCGGUCGGCCAAGAAAAAGAAAAAAGAAAGAACUAAGGAGUCCCUGAAAGGCGAGUGUCUUCUGCAAAACGCACGGCUAAAGGAAGCCGCCGUAGAUCUGAUGAACGAUAGCGGCAAAUCCCAGCAGCCGGAUCCUGCAACAAAACCCAACAGCUUUCCCCCCGGGCAGGCAAACAGCAAGGAAGAGCAAAGAGCGGAGCCGGAACCUAGAGCACCUCAGUUAGUGCCUGCCAAUGGGAAGGACCUCAGAGUGACCCAAGCCCCAGCUCAACGGGAGUGGAAGGUCAAGCAGCCCGAGACCAACAGCAGCCCAGACCCCACAGCAGUACAAAACGAAUUCAAUAGCAAGCAGAAGUUAAAAUCGCAGGCAAUCAAACCAAGUAUUGAGCGGCACUCAAAGCCGGCCGAGGGCUUCAGACCCUGCGACGUGCACCAGAGAACCUCGGCCAAGUGCCAGCUGGAUCUGGGAGCACUCAAACCAAAGCUGCCCGAGUGCCAAAUGUUAACGGAGCAGAAGAAGGAGGAGAGGAAAGGAGUCAACAGCAAUGGGAGGAAGCUCAACCACGUGAAGGAAGACCGGGUACCGUCAGAGUGUGAACCUGCCCCGUCCAGCGAUCAGCAGCAUGUUAACAAAAACACAGCAGAAUCGCCCCAGCCCAAAGGAAAGACCAAGAAAAAUAAGAAGAAGAAAAGCGACAAGCUGAACAACUCCAUCGGAACAUUAAUCAGUAACGCAAGUGAUUCACGUGCAUUGAGACGUAAGAGACCGCAGAUGCUGGAGUCUUCAGCAAAAUACACAGAUGAUGUGUUCCUACCUAAAGACAUCGAUUUGGACAGUGUAGAAAUGGAUGAAACCGAGAGAGAAGUGGAAUACUUCAAGAGAUUCUGCUUAGAUUCAGCCCGACAAACCAGACAGAGGCUCUCCAUCAACUGGUCCAACUUCAGCUUGAAGAAAACCACGUUUGCUGCUCACUGAUCAGAUGACAAGUUCCCUCUGAAGGAACCAACGUAUGACUCCUCCGAAUAUUCUCACUUGGAUACACAGUACUCUGCUGCACUGAGAGCUCACCAGGUUGUUGAUCCUGGACCUGCCUUGCCUUCCCCAUCUCCCCUGCCCCCUCCAUUACCAUUCCCCCCACCCACCGCUGUGUGAGAUUCUGCACUGGGACAGGGUGCAGAGCGCCCUGGUCCUUUUGACUUUGUUGCAGUGUAUGGAGAGAGAGAGAGUUGGCCAGCUGUUGAUCCACUUUCUCCUUACCUGAAAUCUUUUUUUUUUUUUUUUGUUUGCUUGUGUGUUUGUAGUCUGUGAGUGGAACUUGCUCAACAGUAGCCGCAAUCCUUUUGGGUUGCGGCUCAAACAGCCUUCCGUCUCUGGCACUUCCGCUUUUCACGGCCCCAGUGUUCUGCCCAGGACUCCGCUCGGGUGAAGGUCAAUCUGUUUGUUCUCUCCUUCGCAUCGAUCCGUUGCAGCAUUUUACUCACAUCUUGCAUCCAGCACUGUACAUACAGUCCGACUACUGACAAGGGAAUGGACAGCAUCGGUUUUUACUCUUCCUUGAUCCGGCAUUCUCCCUCCCCCACAACGAGAAGGUCUGAACGAAGGAAACGUUCAUACUGAACUGGGCAGUGAAAACCCAGUCGCCUCCAGUACUCCUUCACAAACUCACUGUUUGAAGUGUACAAGGUUACGCUAUAUUGUGUUUGAUUUCUGACUUGUAGCCAGCUUGUGUAAGAAUACUUGCAGAAUGAAUUCAAUUGAACAAUGCUCACACUAUCGACCUGUUAUAGAGUGUAUAAUUGUAUUAACACUGAAGCCAGAACUGGCUACUUUUUUAACAUAUUGUUAAGUAAUAUUUAAAAAAAUCAUGUCUUUCUUUUCGAAAGAUGGAAUACAGUAGUAUGGCAGAAA
Molecule: messenger RNA, 5849 nt
Organism: Amblyraja radiata (thorny skate)
Lineage: Eukaryota; Metazoa; Chordata; Chondrichthyes; Rajiformes; Rajidae
Gene: fam193a
Product: family with sequence similarity 193 member A
Exons: 23
Coding region: 321-4916 (1531 amino acids)
Source: RefSeq, a predicted model, not a curated record